AUGAAUAAAGAACAAAUAUUCAGUGUUAGUUGUGAUGUUGAUGCUAAGCUGUUUAAUUAUUGGUCGAAACGCAAUUACGGCGCUUUCAGCCUGUUUUGUGCAGUCAUGAAAGUAUCCAUUGUAUUGUUGUCAAUUUUGUUUCGUCUCUCUUUUUGUUUCUACGUUCCUGGAUUAUCACCAGUAGAAUACGACAUCGGAGAUGAAAUAAGCGUCAAGGCAGUAAAAGUUUGGAGUUCGGACACACAACUCCCGAUUGAUUUUUAUAAAUAUUUAUCUUUCUGUGACCUGAAGGGAAAGCAUUCUUAUGAAAAUCUCAAUAUUGGUGAAGUUUUGCGGGGUGACCGACUUGUCGGAGCCCCUUUUAAGAUCAAUAUGCUUAAGUCUGUUAAAUGUCUAUCAGCUUGCAAAACAAUACAAUUGGAUGCUGAAAAAGUUAACGAGCUAAUCCGUCUUAUUGCCAAUGACUAUAUGGUUAAUCUUGACGUGGAUGAUUUACCGGUAGCAGUCGAACGUUCAAUCGGAGGUCAUUCUCACCUUGAAAUUGGGUAUAAAGUGGGUGCAAUUAGUGACAAUGAGAUUUAUUUAAAUAAUCAUCUGAAAUUCUCAAUCAAAUAUCAUGGACUCAAUAAUCGAUAUCGUGUUGUUGGUGUUACCGUUGUUCCAAUGAGCAUCAAUCGUGAAAGUCUCAGCAUUCAAUCGGACGGGACUUGUGAGAUCAAAUCUGAUCAAAGGGGCCCUAUGGUUCUCAAAAUGGAUACUCCAAUUCAGUUCCCAUACACCUACGAAGUUGAAUGGGUCAGUUCAGAAAUCGAUUGGGCCUCUCGUUGGGAUGUUUAUUUGAACACUGGAGAUGGACAAAUUCACUGGUUCUCUAUCAUUAAUUCAAUCAUUGUCAUUAUUUUCCUAACUGCUGUUAUGGCUGUUGUGUUGCUGAAGACCUUGAGACGGGAUAUCGCUUCAUAUAAUCGUGAAGAGGAUUCAGAGGAAAUAAUCGAAGAGUCGGGAUGGAAACUUGUUCAUGGGGAUGUUUUUAGACCCCCUCGGCGCAGUGCUCUGCUGGCAGCAUUCGUGGGCUCUGGAGUGCAACUUCUUUGCAUGACCUUUAUUGUGUUGUCCUCUCGUGGUGCCCUCCUUAGUGCUGUUAUAUUCACUUAUGUCUUCAUGGGAGCUGUUGCCGGUUAUUUCUCCGGUCGUAUCUACAAGACUAUGCGAGGAUUCUACUGGAAAUCCACUGCUCUCUUGACUGGUAUGCUCUAUCCCGGUAUCAUCUUGUCCGUUUGCAUCUUUAUCAACUUUUUCCUGUGGGCGAAGGGGUCCACCGCAGCAAUGCCGUUCACAACAAUUCUAGGCAUCCUCUCACUCUGGCUCCUCGUUUCUCUGCCUCUGGUGUUUAUUGGCUUCUUCUUUGGUUUUCGCAAACGACCCUUUGAACAGCCUGUUCGCACUAACCAGAUUCCACGCGCUAUUCCUGAUCGAAAGAUGCACCAGAAUAUCUUUGUUACGUGA
Rodentolepis nana is the source of this 1506-nucleotide messenger RNA. NCBI's taxonomy places the organism in Eukaryota, Metazoa, Platyhelminthes, Cestoda, Cyclophyllidea, Hymenolepididae. The record is from the annotation of a GenBank genome assembly.